Cyprinus carpio (common carp) is the source of this 2502-nucleotide messenger RNA. RefSeq names its product sphingomyelin phosphodiesterase 2b (gene smpd2b). NCBI's taxonomy places the organism in Eukaryota, Metazoa, Chordata, Actinopteri, Cypriniformes, Cyprinidae. The record is from RefSeq and is a predicted model, not a curated record. Gene Ontology annotation, molecular function: sphingomyelin phosphodiesterase activity. Gene Ontology annotation, cellular component: cytoplasm.
UAAAAUGUAGGUGUAUAUGUAUAUAUGCAUGCAUGCAUGUAUGUGUGUGUUUAUACACCCACACACACCCCCACACAAGGUUAUCUUUGCAGUCACUCUGCAGGGUGUGUUGUGUACAGUAAGUGUCACCAUGGCAACACAGUGAGUGGGCCUUUGACCCUCGGGAUUGAGGUGGAGCCAUAAUGAUAUCCAGUAGCGCUGCUGGGCGCCGGGCUUUAUGAUUUGUGAGCGCUGUGUGUCAGGGACUCUGUCUGUGGUUUUACUCUGGCUCAAAGGUAUUUCAGUUACUUGUAUGGCUUGUUGUGAACGUCUUUCUUUUAGAAUGCUGUGGACUAACAAGCACCAGUCUUGCUUAUGUUUUAGGCAGGGCAGACUGGCUGUAAGCAUCCCAUAAAACCCAUCGCCAUGACAACCUCAGCACCAAUCAGAUUCCGUGUCUUCUCUCUCAACUGCUGGGGGAUCCGAUACCUCAGUAAGAACUGCAAAGAGCGGUUUGUUCUGAUCGGAGACCUGCUGAGUCAGGAACAGCUUGAUGUAGCGUUAUUACAGGAGGUGUGGUGUGAGAAAGACUUUCUGUUUUUAAAGAAGAAGCUUAACAGCAUCUAUCCAUACUCCCAUUAUUUUAAAAGUGGAUUUAUAGGGAGCGGACUGGCCGUGUUUUCCAGACAUCGAAUCCAUGAUGCCUUUCUAUACAGAUACUCAUUAAAUGGAUAUCCAUAUAUGGCUCAACAUGGCGACUGGUUUGGUGGUAAAGCCGUCGGGAAGGUCUUGCUCAACAUCAGUGGGCUGACGGUUCAUAUAUUUGUCACUCAUCUGCAUGCAGAAUAUUGCAGAGAGAAAGACUCGUAUCUGCCACACCGAGUGGUUCAAGCCUGGGAGCUGCAACAGUUCAUAAGGCACACUAGUGCUGGAGCGGACGUGGUGAUCCUGGGUGGAGAUCUGAACAUGCACCCGGACGACCUCGGCACCAGACUGCUGAGAAACUACACAGGACUUCAGGACAGCUUCAGUGAGACCGCUCACUUUGAUGGAUGUGAGGAGGGACACACUCAUAUAUCUGAAAACCCAUUCACAAACACAGAUGGGCUUGUUCCAUUUGGAGGAGGAGUCCGGAUAGACUACAUCCUGUUCAAGGGAUCAGGGGAAGUGGAUGUGAGCUGUGAGUCUUUGUCCACCACUAAGGGCCCUGUUCCUGGACAUCCCUUCCCUUACUCUGACCACGAGGCUCUCACGGCCAAGUUCCUGUUUACACCGACUACAAAGGGAAAUGGGUACUCAGAGAGACAAUCUGGCUGUGUUUCAGAUAAGCUUCCUGAGCUGGUCAACACAGUCAAUGAAGCUCGUACUGAAGUAAAGGUGGGUCUCCACUGCGCUGAGCGCAUGCGCCACACAGCAGCGCGUACAGGCAUUAUGGGUCUUGUCCUGUUAGUGCUUGAGCUAGCAAUCGCCACUAUCCCAUUGUUUGCUCUGGGAACUGAACAGCCCUUUCCCAAAGCCUCUUUCUACCUGCUGGGGGCGCUGUGCUUUGCCGUCCUCCUCUCCACACUGAUGCUGUACGUCUUCUACAGCAUGGAGGUGAAGGCACUGCAAGGCACUGAGGACCAGAUGAGACUGGCACUAAGUAGCUUUCAAGAACAGCUUAAGGAGUCCCCCAAGGUUUUAUCCUCGGACCAUUUGCGAAAGCCACUAGACAGCAAGGAUUCCGUUCAUUUUUAGCCAGACAGUUAAACCAAGUGUGACAUUUGAAUGGAAUUAGAACUUUUUAUAAUUAUAACCACUGGUGGUGGUUGAGGAGAUUCCCCCCUUCUAUGUAAAGUGCUUUGAGUGCCCAGAAAAGUGCUAUAUAAAUGUAAGGAAUUAUGAAAAUCACUAUUUUAUUAUGUCUUAACUGAACACUCACCUGGUUUUAUUACCUAUGCAGCUUUUUCACAUCGAUAUUGAGGAUACUUAUACCUGGGAGCAAAGAAACCAGAAAAUUAGACAAUAAGUUUGUAAAAUCAUUACUUGCAUGACAGAUCUACUUCACUUUCUCUAAUUAAAAUAAUAUAAAUAUGGUUAAUAUACACAUUAACAUUGUUAUUACUAAUAUUAAUAAUUAUUCAUUAAAAUCUUGCUAAUUUUCUUUGCUAACGUUUGUAAAUGGAGACCUGCUGGGCAGGUGUUUCUGUCCUUUAUUUGUUAAAUGUUUCCAAUCAUGAGUUUGUGAUGUUUUGUGCAUCCAUUGUGAACUGGAUGGCUAACAGUUAAGGUUAUGUCCAUGAUAAGACCGUUUUGGGAAACCAGAACCAUCUUCAGUUAUUUUCACUUACUGUUUGAGAAAGUCAAGCGGAGAAGAAUAAAACCAUACAGUGUACUGUAACUACUAUCAGAUUGUUUGGUCAAACCACUCCAAUACUGUGUAUCUUCCUUUUGUUCAACCUCAUGUCUCUCUAAUGUAACAGUUUAUUACAUAACUGUACCUUUUAUAAAAAGAAUAAACAAUGCAUAUCAAUUUUUCAACAA